Molecule: messenger RNA, 576 nt
Organism: Oryza brachyantha (malo sina)
Lineage: Eukaryota; Viridiplantae; Streptophyta; Magnoliopsida; Poales; Poaceae
Exons: 2
Coding region: 1-576 (191 amino acids)
Source: RefSeq, a predicted model, not a curated record
AUGCAGAUCAUGGCAGUAAACAAGAGCUUGGAACGAACAAAAUGCUUCGUGCUGCUGUCCAAGAACAAGGAUCAAGCUGAGCUGCGGCGAUCACACUCGGAGUGCUCCAACCCCAUUGCGGCGGAUCGUCAGCUCGUCGCCGGAGCGGUGGCGGCAGGCGGAGGCGGCUCCGACGUGGAGACGACGACGGCGGUGCGGUGCGCGUGCUGCAGCGUGACGGAGGAGUGCACGGCCGCCUACAUCCGCCGCGUCCGGGCGGCGCACUGCGGCUACUGGGUGUGCGGCCUCUGCGCGGAGGCCGUCAGCGAGCGGCUGCGCCGCCGGGCGCCCGCCGACGGCGGCGCCACCAUGGAGGAGGCGCUGCGUUCGCACAUGGCGGUGUGCAGGAACUUCAACUCGACGACGAGGCUGAACCCAAAGCUCUCCCUCGCCGGCUCCAUGAGGGACAUUGCCAGGAGGAGCUUCAACCGGCGGACGUCGUCGUCGUCGUCGUCGCCGGCGACGUGCCACGACCAGCUCCGGGUUGGCAAAACGAUGGCGAGGACACUCAGCUGCCAGCCAAGGUUCUUGACGUGA